Messenger RNA from Neoarthrinium moseri, 693 nucleotides. RefSeq lists its product as uncharacterized. The transcript is spliced from 3 exons. Bases 1 to 693 code for a protein of 230 amino acids. The record is from RefSeq and is a predicted model, not a curated record. NCBI's taxonomy places the organism in Eukaryota, Fungi, Ascomycota, Sordariomycetes, Amphisphaeriales, Apiosporaceae.
AUGGUUCCUCUGCAGCUGCAGUUGUGGUUUUUGUCAUUUGAGCACUCUCAAAGGUCGGUUUUGCCUGGUGAGUUUGGCUUCUGGUACGUGUCCACAGGCGCGCACUUUGAUGACCAUGCGGUACAGAAUAAAACCCUGAGCGACUCGCAAGACCCAAUCCUUUCACUGCAAGGGGUUCCCUAUGCGAUUCGACAAGUUGCCAAGAUCGCUAGAAUGGAACUUGAUAUUGCAGUUACGCCAUUGACCAUGGGGUUCAUCGGAAACUGUCAGCCUGCGAAUCUGCGAAUAAGCAUGACUUCGAGCUUAACGGAUCUUGGUUUCAUCGGUACCGCCCCAUUGAGAGCCGUUGGGAUACCUACAAAGAAGACCGAGGUCAGGACUCUUGAUGGAUCUGAGUUCACUCAGGAAGAGCCAGUAGUUGGGAGGUUCCUGGGCAAGAUGUGGAUUUGUUCCAUAGUUCAACUGGAGAGUGAAGAUGUUGACGAAUAUUUGAAGGAAGGCUGGGAUGGUGACAAGGACGAUAACUCUGUCAUCCGCUGGUCCGUCAAAAGUUUGAAGCUUGAGAAUCAAGAGCCUUGGUUUAGUGAGCAGGCAUGGGGAAUCCAAGGAAUGCGUUAUACAGGCCGGGUUAAGAUGUCAAAUGGUGCAGGUGCGGCUGCUUAUGCUAAGCUUGUCUACGACUACCAAUGGUAG